CGGGCACUCACCCAGUCGAUGCCAUCGUAACCAUGAGGGCAACCGCGGUUCGAGGGAUUGCCUCGCGGCCGGGGACGGCGACUAGCACGCACGGCCGGAGGGUGCCUUCAGCUGGGCGGCGAGUGUCGAGCCGUGUCGCGGGCAAUGGUCCUGGGGCGCGCUGGCGAGGGCUGCUGUCGACGGCGGAAGGAGCAGGGCGAGCAGGAGCAGCAGCGGCAGCAGCAGCGGCCGGAGCGACGCAGCCGGGCAGAGAGGGCGUAUGCGACCGACGACGAGGAUCCAGGUGCGAAGGGAGGGACGGGGCGUGCUGGCUCUGCUAGUCGACACGCUGCUGGGUCUCGCGGUUUGCGGGCAGACGGACAGGAAGCAGCAAGGCAGGGCCGGGGUCUCGCAAGUCAUCAGGACAGGAGCGACGCGGGAUAUUUAACACGAAACCCCUGCAGACGUAGCACGGCACGAAGCCCAGCAGGACCCCAGGCGCAUCCAGCAGCGCUGACGCUGCUGCUUCUCGUCGACCGAGGCGUCGCGGCUCCACCCUUUGGUGGGUGUCUGGGAGCCGCCCGCAAGUUUAGGCCCUUAGCACCACCGCUAUUGAUUUGGCCCGCCGUCCAAAACCUACCAUUUCGGAGCUGGGCCUGCUGCAGCCUAGCGCGGCCCGGCCAGCUGGAACCUGGUUGCUGCGAGUAGCCAAAUUGGCGGGUGUAGUCUCGUUCCCCCAUGCUCUCGCCACAAAGGGCAAUGGCCCCUGUCAGGCCGUGAGCGGCCAGCGACAUUCACUCAGCGCCUGAAACCACGUCUAGCCUGCCCAC
This is a messenger RNA of Dothidotthia symphoricarpi CBS 119687, 809 nucleotides long. RefSeq lists its product as uncharacterized. The coding region runs from base 145 to 687 and encodes 180 amino acids. Lineage: Eukaryota; Fungi; Ascomycota; Dothideomycetes; Pleosporales; Dothidotthiaceae. The transcript has a single exon. The record is from RefSeq and is a predicted model, not a curated record.